GAUUUCCCAUGUUAGAGUUCCAGUUCGGAGAGAGGGGCAGUUGCCUUCAGAUAAGUUAAACCUACGUGCCUUUUUGUUUUCAAGUUCAAUGUUCGGAAGAUAGGCUAAUAGCCAUUGCAAAUUUGUGUGCCUAGUUUGAAGAAAACAUUCAAGGAGACAUGGAUACCGGCGACUUAAGAGAGACAUGUUCCUCAGAUGAAGAAGGCAUCUUCUCCUCACUGGCAUCCCCAAAGGACCAGAAAACAUCCGUGUCAAGCUUACCUUUUAGCGUGGAAACUUUGAUGUCGGAUAGAGGAACGCGGAGCUACCUGGCACAACAAAAUAAGGGAAUGUCGUGUUUAACGAGAAGGGACAAUCCAUUCACAAUUUUUAGAGACACGGUGGGUUCUGAAGACUUAACCAAGCAUUUCAUUCCGUCUUCGCCCGUGAAGUCCGAAACAUCAGACCACGACGAUGCCCCGUCUUGGGCCGCGCGAUCCAGAUUAUCAUCACCUCCUAGACAGCUGAGCCCUGCCACUUGCUCGCUGCGAAAGCACAAGACGAACCGCAAGCCACGCACCCCCUUCACCACCUCCCAGCUGCUGGCUCUGGAGAGGAAGUUCCGUCAGAAGCAGUACCUGUCCAUCGCCGAGCGGGCCGAGUUCUCCAGCUCACUCAGCCUGACUGAGACCCAGGUGAAGAUCUGGUUCCAGAACCGGCGGGCCAAGGCCAAAAGACUGCAGGAGGCCGAGCUGGAGAAGCUCAAGAUGGCCUCCAAGCCCGUGCUGCACCCGAGCCUGACUCUGCCGUUCCCCCUCGCGUCCCAGUUCCAGGUGUCCGGCUCCCUCUACGGACAGACUUACCCUUUCCGCCGACACAUGCUUCCCUUGCCCCCCAUGGGGCUCUAUGGAAGCCCGAUGGGAUACAGUGUCUAUCAUCUGUCCUGAGUUACCCCGACUCCCCAGCACCUCGAGAGAUGCUUUCAUGAUAGUCAGCAGAGAGUUAAUCACUACACCCUUCUCAAUAAGCUGUUUGCAGAUUGACCGCAUGUAUGCAACAACAAUGCACCUUACAGUGACAGCCUACACAACAAACACCAGAAGGACUGUGAUAAUUAGUCCUGCUUUCAAGUACUUAUAGUGUAUAUUUUUGUUUAGUCUGGCUAUGUUCCGAUUCAAUACCCAUUCAACCAGAUGACUGCUGUGUGGAUGUAGAUUUAUGUGUUUCAGGAAAAAAAAGACAAGUAGUUUGAUGUUGUCACUGAGCAGUGCUUUAGAAAUUGAUUUAUUUUUCACCUAAAGUAUUUUUCACCUAAAAAAAUCCAAAGAUUUAUGGGUAUGAAAAAGAACGCUCUCAUCAUUGUGAGAGAGUAUACAAUGUUGGAAAUGUGUUUCAGCUCUUAUUGCAAGAUUGCACUCUAGACAUGCUGAUGCCAGUAUAAAACAAUUGGAAAAGUGGAAUGGAUUUUUUUUAUGUCCUUUGAAAGGGCUUUGUUAGAGUUUUAUUUCUUUUUUAUGUUGAAUAUAUGCUCUUAUCCUUUCACAGUACUAUUAAACAUAUUUAUAUAGAGGAGUUGUACUAUAAGAUUA
This is a messenger RNA of Alosa alosa (allis shad), 1568 nucleotides long. RefSeq names its product muscle segment homeobox 2a (gene msx2a). Gene Ontology annotation, biological process: regulation of transcription by RNA polymerase II; embryonic morphogenesis. The record is from RefSeq and is a predicted model, not a curated record. Bases 159 to 926 code for a protein of 255 amino acids. The transcript has 2 exons. Gene Ontology annotation, cellular component: nucleus. Gene Ontology annotation, molecular function: DNA-binding transcription factor activity, RNA polymerase II-specific; RNA polymerase II transcription regulatory region sequence-specific DNA binding. Lineage: Eukaryota; Metazoa; Chordata; Actinopteri; Clupeiformes; Clupeidae.